GACUGUAUUGAUGUGUGUAGCCCGUGUAGCCCGUGUAUGGCCGUGUAGUAGGAGACUUGGAGUGUCCGUCCGACUAUUUCGUCAUUUUCCGUCUCGGUUGCAUCAGUUUGAAAGGUUGAUCGCGUGUCACGGUCAUUGCUGAGGCGCUAACUUGCCAUCAUUCACGGGCUUCUGGUGGCGGUGGAUCACGUUUCAGUAUGAAUUUGGAGGCAUCCAAGAAAAAUCCGCCUUUCGGGGCCGUUCUGAUGGCCAAGGUGACUGGAAACGGGGUCAAAUGGGCCGAACAAACCCGAAUGAAUGUGGGUCAAGAUAUCGCACUGAACAACUCAGCCACAAUCAUUCGAUACUUGGCUCGCUCCGCUGGCCAUCUCAAUCUGUAUGGCAAUGACAUUCUGAGCCGAACCAAGAUCGACCAUUGGCUGUCCUUGACCAUUGGACCACUGUCGAACGUCAAAGAGUUCCUUGGUUCAAUCAACUACAUUGAGUCUGUCGUGGAACCAACUCAAUAUAUGGUGAACAACAUCAAGUCCGCCGCGGAUUAUGCUCUCUUUGGAUCACUUUUUGGUAGUGGUUUCUGGCAGGGUAUGAUGGCGAAUGGUACUGCGCCAACCAAGACCAAGGCCUGGUACGAAUUUAUGGAGAAUCAGCCUGAGGUGAAGCCGGUGGUGAUGGAUUUUCCUAAGAACCUAUUGCCGACUCCAACGGAUUUGCCAAAACCAGGACCUCGGGGCAAUCAACGCCGCCGGUCCAGUCACAAGGAUACUACACCCAAGGGAGCUAAACCGACUGCCGCUAACGCAGCUAAACACCAAGCGGACGAUCGUGCCAAGGCCAAGCAAACCAAGGACGAGGGAAAGUUUGUAGAACUUCCUGGAGCCGAGAUGGGAAAGGUGGUUGUGAGAUUCCCGCCUGAGGCGAGUGGAUUUCUUCAUAUUGGUCAUGCCAAGGCUGUGUUGCUGAACCAACACUACCAGCAACACUUUCAAGGCAAAUUGAUCCUUCGUUUUGAUGACACGAAUCCUGCCAAAGAGAAGGAAGAGUUUGAAGAGGUCAUCUUGCACGACUUGAAGCUCCUUCAGGUCAAGUAUGAUCAUUUCUCUCGAACUUCCGACCAUUUUGAAACCAUGCUUAAAUAUUGCGAAAAGCUUCUCAAAGAAGGAAAAGCUUUUGUGGAUGAUACCGAUGCCGAGACCAUGAAGGCUGAACGUGAGCAACGUCAAAACUCGACGAACCGCGAUAAUAACGUGGAAAAGAAUUUAAAGAUGUGGGAGGAGAUGAAGAAGGGCUCCGAGAUGGGUCAGAAGUGCGCCGUGAGAGCCAAGAUGAACAUGAAUUCGGAUAAUGGGAGCAUGCGCGAUCCAACUAUUUACCGUUGCAAACCGGAAACCCAUCCCGCCACGGGUAACAAGUACAAGGUGUAUCCCACCUACGACUUCGCGUGUCCCAUUGUGGACAGCAUUGAAGGCGUUACCCAUGCCUUGCGUACCACCGAGUACAUGGAUCGAGAUGAACAGUUCUUUUGGUUCAUCGACGCCCUAGGUCUCCGGAAACCACACGUGUACGCUUAUUCACGAUUGAGCAUGACCAACACUGUCAUGUCCAAGCGGAAAUUGACCUGGUUUGUUGAGAACGGAUAUGUGGAUGGAUGGGAAGAUCCACGUUUCCCAACUGUCAGGGGAGUUUUACGGCGAGGACUUACCAUUGAAGCCCUGAAGCAAUUCAUUGUGGCUCAAGGAUCUUCUCGCUCGGUGGUGUUUAUGGAAUGGGACAAGAUUUGGGCCAUGAACAAGAAGGUCAUCGACCCAGUAGCCCCUCGCUACACCACUGUUGACAAGACCUACAAUGUUACCGUUCAUCUGGCCGGGGUCAAGGAAUGUGCCACUCAAGCUGACCUUCAUCCUAAAGACCCGUCGAUAGGCCAAAAGACCAUCUGGCAGUCGUCUCAAAUCCUGAUCGACGGAACCGAUGCCGACGCUCUGGUGGAAGGAACCAAUGCAACGUUUAUCAAUUGGGGUAACAUGACUAUCAAGAAGAUCGUCCGAAAUGGCAACAAGGUCGUGUCGGUGGAGGCUGAGCCCAACUUGGACAACAAGGACUUCAAGAAGACACUGAAGGUGACUUGGUUAGCUCAAACUGCGAAAGCCUCUUCCAUUCCUACGAUCCAGGUGUACUACGAUCACAUCAUCAAGAAGGCAGUCCUGGAUAAAGACGAUGAUUUCAAGCAGUACAUUGGCGAGGAAACCAAGUUCGAGAUGGAGUUCUUGGGCGAUCCGGAAUUUGUCAAACUGAAAAAGGGCGACAUCAUUCAAGUUCAAAGGCGCGGUUUCUUCAUUGUGGAUCAGCCUUACAGCCCCCCUUCAGCCAACUCUUGCAAGCCCGUGCCAAUUCGAUUGAUUGCUAUUCCUGAUGGAACGCCCACUAGCUAUGGCCCACCGGGCAAAAGUGUAGCCAAAAUCCCUCAGACUCAGCCAAGUGGCAAAGGAAAAAGUGCGGGAGGUGGGAACAAGAAAUCUACCCCCAAAGCAACUUCAGUGGGCAGCGGUGGAGAUGCUCCGGCUAUUCACGAUAAGAUCGUUGCUCAAGGUGAGAUUGUUCGUUCCUUGAAGUCCAACAAAAGUGGCAAGGCCGAAAUUGAUCAAGCCGUCAAGACCCUACUUGACCUCAAGGCUCAAUACAAGUCGGCUACUGGUUCCGAAUGGAAACCGGGUAUUCUGACCAAUAUCAAAACUCCCACAACCACCACCGCAAAGCCAACGGGAAAGAAUCAUGGAGACGAGCUCAAUGACACGGUCACCCAGCAAGGUGAUUUGGUACGGAAGCUGAAAUCUGACAAGGCCAGCAAAGCCGAUAUUGACCAAGCUGUAAAGAGCCUUUUGGCUGCUAAAGCGGAAUACAAGAAAGCCACGGGAAAAGACUGGAAACCUGGUGCACAUGUGACUGAACCAGAAAGUGGACCAUCUCCUGUUUCCGACAAUGGAGACUUGAACGCCAAGGUCAUCGCGCAAGGAGAUUUGGUGAGGAAACUCAAAGGGGAAAAAGCAGACAAAGCUCAAGUGGAUGCUGCCGUUAAAUCUCUUUUGGACUUGAAAGCUCAGUUUAAGACCGCCACCGGGUCUGAAUGGAAACCUGGCCUACCCACCUCAACAAAAUCUACUUCAAAGGCCGCUACUGCAGGUGGCGAUACUGGAUCUGGUCUUAAUGAUCAGAUUACACAGCAGGGGGAUCUGGUGCGUCAAUUGAAGGUGGAUAAGGCCGACAAGGCCAAGAUUACAGCCGCCGUCCAAACUCUCCUCGACCUGAAGGCCCAAUUUAAGACGGCAACAGGACAGGACUGGAAACCGGGAAAUCCCGCUAACCCUCCUCCCCGCGACAACAAGAAGUCUUCUUCGCCGAGCAAGACCACAACUUUCGAGCUUAGCGACCUAGAGAAAGAUCUGCAAGAUAAUAUUGCCAAGCAAGGCGACGUCGUCCGAAAAUUAAAGGGUGAAAAGGCCGACAAAGCUGAUGUGGAUGCCAACAUUAAGAUCCUGUUGGAUUUAAAGGCCAAGUUCAAAGAGAAAUUGGGCCGUGAUUGGACCCCUCCCGCCAAUACGGGCGAUCAGAAUUCGUCGGGCGCUGGUGGUAGAAAAGGAGGUGGAGGAGGAGGAGCGAGAAAGCCCAAAGAGAAGAAGGCCAACAAGCCUGAAACCGCUGCCAAGAAGGAGGACAAUCCCACGGGCCAGACUGCUGUACGGCCAAGAACCAACAAGCCUGAAACCGCUGCCAAGAAGGAGGACAAUCCCACGGGCCAGAAAGUCACUCGAUUGGGUAUGGAGGCCAAGAAAAGCGAAUCCCUCUCGGAUUGGUAUUCCCAAAUCAUUGUCAAGGGAGAACUCUUAGAAUACUAUGAUGUCUCUGGUUGCUACAUCCUUCGCCCAUGGGCCUUCUCCAUUUGGGAGAAAAUCGUGGCCUUCUUCGAUGAAGAAAUAAAGAAACUGGGCGUGGAGAAUUGCUAUUUUCCUAUGUUUGUCUCGCAAACCGCCCUCCAAAAGGAGAAGGAUCACAUUGCCGAUUUCUCACCGGAAGUGGCCUGGGUGACAAAGUCCGGCGAUUCUGAAUUGGCCGAACCGAUUGCCAUUCGCCCUACGAGUGAGACCAUCAUGUAUCCCGCUUUCGCCAAAUGGAUUCAAUCCCAUCGAGAUUUGCCCUUGCGAAUCAACCAAUGGAGCAACGUUGUGCGAUGGGAAUUCAAACAACCCCAGCCCUUCCUAAGAACCCGCGAGUUCUUAUGGCAAGAAGGCCACACUGCUUUUGCCACUCAACCGGAAGCGGACAAAGAGGUGCUGCAGAUCUUGGAUCUCUACCGUCGGAUCUACGAGGACUUGCUAGCCAUUCCCGUCAUUCCAGGACGCAAAACCGAGAAGGAGAAAUUCGCAGGGGGUGAUUACACCACGACCGUAGAAGCUUACAUCGCUGCAGCCGGAAGAUCCAUCCAGGGUGCCACCUCCCAUCACCUGGGACAAAACUUCUCCAAGAUGUUCGACGUAACUUUUGAGAGUCCGGAAACGGGCGAGAAGCAAUUUGUGUUCCAGAACUCUUGGGGAUUGACCACCCGUACCCUCGGAGUUUUAGUUAUGGUUCAUGGAGAUGACAAAGGACUGGUUCUGCCACCCAACGUUGCCAACUUCCAAGUGGUUGUGGUGCCUUGCGGCAUCUCCGGUUCGGACGAGGAUCGUAAAUCGCUCUAUGAAGCAUGCCAAGAAUACGUGGACACGUUGCAAGGCGCUGGAAUCCGAGUUCGUGGUGAUAUGCGGGAAAAUGUCUCACCCGGAUGGAAGUUCAAUCACUGGGAGUUGAAAGGCGUGCCAGUCCGACUUGAGCUUGGUCCAAGAGACAUGAAGAAGAACCAGUACAUGGCGGUGCGACGUGAUACCGGUGCCAAGAUCCCCAUGGAAAAGGCCAACGUGGUUGCGGGGGUCAAGAACUUAUUAGACUCCAUUCAAUCUGAUAUGUUCCAAAAAGCCAAGGCUGACUUGGAGUCACACCACGUGUCUGUGGAUAAAUGGGCGGACUUUGUUGCGGCCUUGGAUCAAUGCAAGACCAUCGAAGCACCUUUUUGCGGCGACAAGACUUGUGAAGAAAUUAUCAAGGAGGAGAGCAAGAAUAACGUUGAAGUCGAGGAAGGAGCUCCAUCUAUGGGAGCCAAAUCGUUGUGCAUCCCAUUUAAACCGUUAAAGACUUUGAGCAAAAACGCUUCUUGCGUUAAGCUCGGAUGCUCAAAGCCGGCCCAAUUCUACACGCUCUUUGGUCGAAGCUAUUAAAUGGUUCAUGUGACGGUGUAGUGUUCUUCAUCGUUACACGUCUGAUCGCAAGUUAUCUAUAUAAAAAUACAAACGUUUAAAACCCUAAA
This is a messenger RNA of Tigriopus californicus, 5389 nucleotides long. RefSeq names its product bifunctional glutamate/proline--tRNA ligase-like (gene GluProRS). Gene Ontology annotation, molecular function: glutamate-tRNA ligase activity; proline-tRNA ligase activity; ATP binding. Gene Ontology annotation, biological process: prolyl-tRNA aminoacylation; translation; glutamyl-tRNA aminoacylation. Gene Ontology annotation, cellular component: cytoplasm; aminoacyl-tRNA synthetase multienzyme complex. NCBI's taxonomy places the organism in Eukaryota, Metazoa, Arthropoda, Copepoda, Harpacticoida, Harpacticidae. The record is from RefSeq and is a predicted model, not a curated record.